AUGCCAUUAAUACUGUUUCUUUACGUUACCUUAAGUUUUCUAAUUACUUCAGAUAAUCUUUUGCUGAUUUUGGCUGUUAAAUCGACUCGUUCCCUCCAAAAGGCGGCGAAUUUUUCACUGGUUUCUUUAGCAGUGGCUGAUUUAUUUGUUGGCGUUAUCGUGUUGCCCCUAAGAAUUGUGGAAGCACAGGCUUUCAGUUGGUCGCGGAGUAUAUUCUGGUGCCAGUGUUCCUUGAGUCUGACUUUGUUCAGCUUGUCAGCUACGAUGCUGAACCUUUUGAUUCUAACGAUUGAACGUUAUUGCGCUAUCAUCGUACCUUUCUUUUACCAAAGUAAAUUCUCCUCGCGGAGAAUUUUCUACGCCAUAUUUGUAGGUUGGAUCGUGGCUGUCAUGGUAUCAUUCCUACCAUUUGUAGGCUUAAAGAACAAAACUGUUCAGAAGCGAAGCAAUCAGCACAGAAUUUGUAGAUUCGCAGACACGAUGAGCGCGGAAUAUUUGUCAUUUUUUUCUGCCGUUGUUGUUUUAUUUCCAACUUUAUUCAUCAGUUAUGCCUACGUUAAAAUUUUCCAUGCUGCAAGCAAGCUUAGACGUCGACUGAACUCUCUGCAGAUUCCCAGAGAAGGAGAGGAAAUCGUGUCGGGGUUGAAGGAGUCGAAAACCGCGAAGAACAUUGGUGAGUUGUACUUCAUGUUUAAUUUAACCAUGCAUUUUACCUAAGGAAAGAAUUUCCCUGGCGAAGAUUUUAGAAAGCACCACAGCGAUACAGGUAAAAUAGCGUUUUCUACCUACCACACUAAAGGAAAAGAAAAGUUUAUAAUUUUCAAGACCAGUAUAUACUUAUAGUCAUGAAAAUUAUAUGUUCUUUUUAAAAGUCUGCUCGGGUGAUUGAAAUCUGCUUGAAUUAACUCCUUAAUCAUAUUUCGCCAGCCCAAAAUGCCAUGAAUUUCAUCAGAUUAACUGCUAAAAAUGUUGUGGCGGCGUGGGUUUCAAAUUUUGAUUAAUUGCCCGAUCUCUUUCAGACAUUUUUUUAAAGUCUUUGGAAUUAAACUGAAUUAUACUCGGUUUUUACAAUUAAACAAUUUGAAGUCAUAAAACCCUGUCCUUAGAGAUUUCAAUGCUCUGGUUUUAAAGUCCCGUUGCCCGCUAAAUUCAGAAACUCGCUUAAACGAAAUUUUAUUUUUUUAAAUUAGGAGUUGUAAAUGAAAAAAGUGGAGAAAAACCAACGGGUAUUAAUGCAUGCAUGCAUUUUGCUUCGUAUGCGACCAUCUGAAAUGCGUUGCUUGUGUGAAACCUUUUUUGUUUUCUAAAAGUAUACAACAGCAGGUGAUCAAUCGAUCAUCUAACUAUAUUGUUCUAACUUAUGCUGAUAUAUAAUAAUAGUAUGAACAUCGAUCUAUUCAUGUCUAUUCAAUGCUAGGCAGUCAGCCGAAACACUCUGACAAAUAUCAUUUUUGCUUCCUACAGACUGGCCUACGGCAAUAGCCCAGUUUCGAUCUAUUAAACUUCAGCUCACGCCCUAAGAUUAUAAUAGUCAAAAAGUUAGACUUAAAUUGCUUAUUUUCCCUAGAGGUCUUCUGCUUCUACAGGCCCAGGUUGAACCUUUAUUAUAUAAUUUAAUACUCUUAACUUUCUGCUCUGUGCCAAAUUCUGGAAACUGAUUCGUUGAUUGAAGCGGUGUGUUAUAAUGACUUUGAUAACGCACUAUUUUCAUGCUUUAAUUACAUCUUUCCAUUUCAGAGACCUUUUAUAAACUUGACAAAGUAGUUUUUCAAAACUUUGAAUUAUCUUAAUCUGAGAAAACAGCAAACACCUCGCAACGCUACCACUGGUCUCCCGCUAAAUCAGGGGCACCCAACGAGAAAUUUUCAGCAAAAGACCUAAAAACAACAAAUUAACAAAGCAUGAAUAAAGCUUUCUGAAACCAUUUUAAUUAAGCAUUUUGGGAGAUUGCAGCUGGCAAAAAAUUACCUUUAGUGUUGUUCCUUACUCCCAGCAAGACAGAUGGAAGAAUUAAGAGCCAGAAAGGUGCACCUACAAUCUGCAACCUGACUUACCAGGAAGUUUCCCAGCUGACGUAUGUACAGACAUUACUGCCCAGUUUGGGUGUGGUCAUAGGGCAAAAUUCAGUCCUUACAUCAAUUCAAAUCCAAUCAGACACGCUGAAUUGUCUAUUUCCCAGCAACACUUUCCUUCCAAGGACAUAUUACUCGUUCCAAGUCUCCUAGCCAGCAAAAAUUUGCUUGAAGAACAGAUAUUUUGAGAAACAGAUCCACUGGGUGCCCCUGCUAAAUGACGUCUGAGAAACGAGCGCACAAUUUAUUCCAUAAUGACUAGUUAUAGCUAUCGUUAAGUGCCAAUGAGCAAAGAUUUUACCUAUACGCGCGCACUGUUCAAUUUGUUUAGAAAUGUCAUGAGUUACCGGAAUUUACGAAAAAUAGUUUGAACUCAGUUCGAUUACAUAAGCAAAAAUUACCUUAAAAAUAGUGAACUAAACUGUUCUACUGCAUAAAGAAUUUGAAAUCCCGACUUUAUAUAGCAUAUUUUUCGAGAUAUUGAAAUUCGUGUUUUUGUUCGAAGUUGCGCACAGGUUAUUUUGCGUAAAAUUUAGUUGUCAUAUAAGCGAACUUAGAAUCCUCGAAAAUUAAAAGUCCGCGAAUAUUCAACGUACAGAUUUAUAUUUGGUCUCUUUUUAAAGCUUAUGGUGUCUACUUUCUCAGAAAAAAAAAAGAUUUAUGGUGCGCCGAUGAAGCCUUUUUAAUUAUUUGUCUUGAAAGACAGCAAUUUUUCCGGCGUUAUAAUUUUUUCCUAGAGGCGUAAACAGCCAGUGUCUCUAUUAGGUUUCUUUUUAAGGCUAAGGAAGUCUACUUUUCAGGAAAAAAAAAAAGAUUUAUGCUGCACCGAGGAAGCCUUCCCAAUUAUUUUGCUUCAAAGACACAAUAAAUUUUGCGGUGUUAUUAUUUUUUCCUAGGGGCAUAAACUGGUAGCAGUGUAUUUGCGUAAAAUAUUUUGAACUCAAUUCGAUUGCAUGACCGAAAAUUGCCUUGAAAACGGUGGACUAAACUGUUCGGCUACUGCAUAAAGAAUUCGAAACACUGACUUUAAAUAGCAUAUUUUUCUUACAGUCCUUGUCCUGCAUUACGUCAUAACAGUUACUUUACACUACCUUAAUAUGUUACAUCGCGUCGAGAUUCAUUCUCCCUAUGGAACUUCCGCGCACGGCCUUAUUAUGCUGCCCCCUCGCAGCCUCGCGUCUUCGCGAGGCUGCUCGUUGGCAAUAACGCAUUUACCCAGAUUUGGGUAGUACUUCUGGUUGGUUGAAGCAAAAUUUCCCACGCGACCAACCACAAGCACUACCCAGACCUGGAUAGUGACGCAUCAUCAGUAUGGAAUUUCUGCCCUCGUUUCUCAGACUUCAUUUCGAGGGGGGAAGCAAGGGUGACGUCGCAAAAUGAUGUCGGCUGGUUUCUCAGGCUGCGUGCAAACGGACGCAACAACUCCAAGCAUUGUUGCGCCAACAACAACAAUGUUGGGUUUUGACCGGUUUCAAACUUUGCGCAACAACACGCAACAACAUCCAACAGGGUGCGCAAACGGACGCAACAUGAAACAUCCAACAAUGUUGCGUCCGUUUGCAGGGAGCUUCAGGCUAGAAUUAUCUUAGAUUUGUAGGAUACUUCUGGUGAGAGCAUUUUGGUCUCUCUCAUUGCUUUCUGUAAGGAAUUAAGUGGUGUUGAUUUUGAAAUGAAAGAAAUUCUAACUAAACUACACAAAUUCAGCUGUAUUUUGGCCUAGCAUCUUCAUCCGACUAGGGUUAUUGUUAGUUUAAAAUGCUCAGAGCUUGACUGAAAAGUUACUGGUACUCGAGGAGAAGAACUGAGUAACCUUGCUGACGACGGUUUUAACAGCAUCCAUCAGUUAAUUAUUUUAGACUAAAGGAUGAUGAUGUUGUAACAAAUUAUCGAAAAGUGUCAUGAAUGUCUUUAAAGAAGCAGACGGUUUCGGGUAUUAUAACCCUUCUUCAGUGUACAGUCACACCCCUCUAUAGGAACACCCCCUUAACACGAACACCUCGCAAGAGAGAAUGAUGUGCACCUCGUUAUUACGGACAGUUUGCUUUAUCCCUGGGGAAAGCAAGCCCUUACAUUUUCUCUAAAAUCAACCCGAUAAUAAUGUACACCCCUUUAAUACGGACACUUUCUAUGCAUGGUCUCUACCUGACUGCGUGUCCGUACUGACGAGGUUUGACUGUACGGUAAACCGGCCUGUCAUUUCCUUCAGGAAGGACAUUUAUUUUUCGACACUUUAUAGAAAAGGGCCAGAAAUUAAUUCGGAUUAUUAUAUCAAUGGCAGCUCGUAACUGGUUUUACUUGUUUGAAAGUUAAUUUUCGUGGUUUUUUCAGCAGACUUCCGUGGGGAAGGAACGCGUGCCGAAGCCCCGCACGCUGACCAUUAUAGCCGGGCCACGCUGCCGCCGGACGCUGCAGCACCUUUUAUGCCUAUCACUUCAAGAAAUUUUAAUCUCGAUGAUUUUUACAAUGCAUGUCUUUGUUUUUUUCCAGGAAUAGUGGUCGGAGUGUUUUAUCUGUGCUGGAUUCCAUUCAUGGUUGCAGUCAUCUUGAGUGCUUUUUUCAAGAAUUUAAUAACUCCUGUUGUAGUUCUCGUCAUAUCUACACUUGUCUACAGCAACUCUGCCACGAAUCCAAUCCUUUACGGCUAUUUAAAUCGCGAGUUUCGUUUACCUUAUAAGAGACUGUUUUCAAAGGUUUUUUGGCCGUGCAAGUGGAUGGUCCACGCUCAUCAAGGAAGAUUACGAAGUCGCGAUUUGUCAACCUUUUCAGUUGGAGAUGUAACUGGUCAUUCUCCAAGUGACAGCGCUCCUAAGUAG
Molecule: messenger RNA, 4885 nt
Organism: Porites lobata
Lineage: Eukaryota; Metazoa; Cnidaria; Anthozoa; Scleractinia; Poritidae
Source: the annotation of a GenBank genome assembly